GCGCUCCAGACCCUGCAAUGUCACUUCACUUGGUGCUUUCUCGAUAUGGAGGAUGUGGGACACACCCUGCAGACACUGGCCACCAAGGUGCAGCACACGGCAUACCGUAACCGCGGGGUCUACCUCGCCAUGCGGGCGUACCUGCAGCAGCGGGAAGGGAAUUACGUUGAGGCUCUGGGCAGUCUCAGAGAAGCUGAAGCAGUGCUCAAACAAGACCACCCAACCAACUUCUCCCGCCAGGCCCUGGUGACGUACGGGAACUAUGCCUGGAUUUAUUACCACUUAGCCAACUUCGAGACGGUGGAGCUCUACCUGGGCCGGAUUCAUGAGAUCUGCCAGUCCCUGUCCAGCCCUGAGCCGUACUCGGCGCACAUCCCUGAGAUCCAUGCACAGAAAGGCUGGUCUCUUCUCGCUGCGGGUUCCCAAAACGGGGAAGAGGCCAAGAUGUGCUUCCAAACGGCACUCCAAGGAGACAAGUCCAACAAAGACUUCCAGGCUGGUUUGGUGCUCUCCCUUUUUGCCGCCUGGACUUGUUCUCAGAAAGCCGACCACUGGAAAGAGGCGAAAAGGCUGGUGGAGAUAUAUCACCGGCGCCGCCCCCUAAACGAUGAAGUCAAAGUCCAUUUGGCCAGUUUGCUGGAGAAGACAGACUGGCAGAGGACAAAAAGACUGGCGGAGGAAGCCGUCCGCAGCAGCCUCGACCCGGAAGUCCUGAGAAACGCCGCCAAGGUGUGCCAGCAGCGUGCCCCCUCUCGCGCCAUCGACAUCCUGCAGCAAGCAAUUGCCCUGGCUCCCGGAUACUACCUCCUGCACCACGACCUCGGCGUCUGCUACGCGAACCAGCUGCAGGAGGCCGCAGCUCCGGAGGAGAGAGAAGAGACCCUGACCGCCGCUAUCGAGAGCUUCAAGCGGGCCGUGGAAAUGGAUCCCCGGGGUCUAAUUUCCCGGCUGGCAUUGGCUAGAAUGUACAGUGAAAGGGCCCCGCUUCAUGCCCAAGAGAUCUUUCAUAACCUGGUGAAGGAACUGCCAAGUUUCAGCAAACGAGGCCAGCGGGUUAUCUGUCUACACUGGGGGGACUUCCUCCUCCACUGGAAGGGGCUGAGGCGGGAGGCGGCUGAGGUGUACAGGGCAGGCCUCGCCCUCCCGGGUGGCGGCCACAAGGAGUGGCAGCAGCUGAGGAGAAAGCUGGAGGCAGUGGACAUGAUGUGCGAGGAGGACUCCGAAAGGGACUCCGAAAGGGAACACUAACUCCUCGGGCGGCGAGAAAGGCUGCCGGCAAAGUCUGAUCCUCGGCACUGGUCAUUUUCUGAUGCUACUGCUUGAGCAUAGGGGGAAAUCGGGACACUCG
Gekko japonicus is the source of this 1348-nucleotide messenger RNA. Its product is annotated as interferon-induced protein with tetratricopeptide repeats 1-like. The record is from RefSeq and is a predicted model, not a curated record. Gene Ontology annotation, biological process: defense response to virus. NCBI's taxonomy places the organism in Eukaryota, Metazoa, Chordata, Lepidosauria, Squamata, Gekkonidae. The transcript has a single exon. Gene Ontology annotation, cellular component: cytosol. Bases 46 to 1248 code for a protein of 400 amino acids. Gene Ontology annotation, molecular function: protein binding.